Manduca sexta (tobacco hornworm) is the source of this 3348-nucleotide messenger RNA. RefSeq names its product proton-coupled amino acid transporter-like protein CG1139. Gene Ontology annotation, cellular component: vacuolar membrane. Gene Ontology annotation, biological process: amino acid transmembrane transport. Gene Ontology annotation, molecular function: amino acid transmembrane transporter activity. NCBI's taxonomy places the organism in Eukaryota, Metazoa, Arthropoda, Insecta, Lepidoptera, Sphingidae. The transcript is spliced from 9 exons. The record is from RefSeq and is a predicted model, not a curated record. The coding region runs from base 78 to 1502 and encodes 474 amino acids.
ACUUUAUCACGUCGUAAAAAUUCCAAUGCUGAUUUGUUUUCAUUCCGCGCUAUAUUUCUGACGAGUGCGAUAUAAUCAUGAAGGACAAGGAGCCGAAGGUUGAAGUGAGCCACAUCACGGGCAGCACAGUCACCAUCAGCCAUGAUGGGAGCAAUGGAACAGACGGCUUUGGAAUGUUCCAGUCCAGGGAACAGAUCAUACGACCCGACAGUAAGAGUCAGCUUGAACUUGAGAGCGGCAAAACCACUGGGACUCAAGUAACACACCCCACAUCGUACCUGGACACCAUGCUCCACAUCUUCAGAGGUAACAUCGGCAGCGGAUUGCUGGCAAUGGGAGACGCCUUCAAGAACGGUGGCAUCGUGUUCGCACCGAUCAUGACAGCCAUUUUGGGCGUCAUGUGUGUUCAUGCACAACAUUUGUUGUUAAACUGUUCAGAAGAUAUGCACCGCCAGACAAAACGUGACAAGCCGCCAGGGUUCGCCGAAACCGUGCACCUGGCAUUCCAGAACGGGCCCGUGCGCAUGCGCCCACUCGCCAACACCAUGAAGAUACUCGUCAACACCUUCCUUUGCAUUACGCAGCUUGGAUUCUGCUGCGUUUAUAUCGUCUUCAUAGCGAAUAAUCUUAAAAUGAUCUGCGAUCAGUACAACAUCAACAUCGACCUGUCAAUCCACAUGAUCAUCGUGGUGAUCCCCGUACUACUCUCCUGCAUGGUGCGGAACCUCAAGUACCUGACACCCUUUUCGACCAUUGCUAAUAUUAUGAUGGCGGUGGGUGUGGCCGUGGUGAUCUACAAGGCUACCCUGGACCUUCCCCCUGUCAAUACGAGAACCUACCUGGCUUCCUGGCAGCAAUUGCCUCUGUACUUUGGAACUGCUGUUUAUGCCUUCGAGGGGAUAGGAUUGGUGCUUCCCCUGAAGAAUGAGAUGAAGAACCCUGAAGAGUUCCAGAAACCGUUCGGAGUGCUCAACGUGGGCAUGGUGGUUGUGGGCUGCAUUUUCAUCACUGUAGGAUUCCUAGGGUAUUUGAAGUGGGGGGAGGAAGUGGCUGGAAGUCUUACCCUGAACUUACAACCUGGAGAAGUAAUGAGCAACGUGGUGCAAGCACUGAUCGCCCUGGCCAUCCUGUUCACGUACCCACUGCAGUUCUACGUGCCAGUGGACAUCACCUGGCCCCCUCUGAGGAAGAGGUUUGCGCGCGCCUCGCCUGUCGCCAAGGAACUUGGCUACAGGGCACUCUUAGUACUACUUACUUUUAUACUGGCGGAGUCUAUUCCUCAACUGGGCCUGUUCAUUUCCCUGGUGGGGGCAGUCAGCAGCACCGCGCUGGCACUCAUCUUCCCGCCCCUCAUCGAGCUGGUCGCCUCAUCUCAGAAGCCGACGGGCAUCACCACCUUCAUGGCUAUCAAGGAUAUUGUAAUCAUACUCCUGGGUUUGUUCGUUUUCGUCACUGGAACAUACGAAAGUAUAGCCAGCAUUGUCAGAGCAUUUCAGAAAUAACUCGUGAAGUUUCUGAUUUGGCAGCGAAUGAUGCACAGUGUUGUUAUAACUGAUGUCGAUGGAAGAUAAUUUAGUAAACUAUCUAGAACGGGGUAAAUAAGAUUUUUGGGACGGGAAUGAAUGUUAUUCUUAGCGAAAAUUAUUUUCGGUUUGGUCAACAUAACUUUACACAAAAACCAAUGUACCAAUAUUCCUAAUGAAAUCGAGAUAUUGAUUACAAAGUUGUUUAAUCUAGUAAUAAUUUCCAACUAAAUGUCUUUCCUUGCCGUACCUUGACUCUUGACUACCCUGUUUUACCGAUAAUAAUAUUAUUAUUUAUGUCGCUGUGCAUGUUAUAUAGUGAUGAAAGUUUAAAUAUUUUAUAUACGGGUAAAAAUAAUAUUGUUUUGCAAGAUAUGUAUAGCGUCACGUGCUGUAGCGAAACAUAUUUUACCGUAGGUAUGCUUGCAGUAUUUACUAGGAUUUUAACUGAAAAUGACAUGUCCAAAAAAUACUCUUAAACAGCAAGAUCACAUUGAAAAUCAAAAUGUAUAAUUAACGUAAGAGUAAUGGUAAAAGUAUUUUUUUUAUAUUUUAACCGUACAAGUUAGGGGUAUUAAAUUAUUUAUUAUUGCGUCGUAGUAAGUAUAGCCAUAAAUUUUUAAAGAUUUAUCAUUACCUUCUCUCGGAUAGUCAAGAAAAUGGCGUCAAAGGUAUAUCUCAGUCUACUGCCAAAAUCUACCUGGAUUCCUGAAAUGUCUGAACAUUUCAUGGCAUGAAUAUUGUCUGCAAUAUAAUGUGGCACAGAAUACAACGAAGUUUUUGACAGAUAGUUAUACAAGUGUAGGCAUUACAACUGUACCCUAGUAUAUAAAAUAGACUAUAAUAGACGGCGGAUAAAGUAGAAGGUAAUGAGAAUUUAAUGUUACCAGUGUGUAUUGUGUAUGUAAAUUAACAUUGUGUUGUUUAUUCUGUAGAUUAAAAUGUCCUGAAAAUAUAUUUAUUAGAAAUUAUAGCGCCGAGGGCAAGAAUGACUGUUUGUGCAAACUUAAAUUCGAUUAGGCUGAGUUGCCUUUUUGGCUGCUUGAUUAUAUUUUAUACAUAAUAUUUAAGAAAUAAAGCCAUUGUUAACUCGUUAUGGCCUAUGCAGAUGGUGUAUUAUACGCGCCGACGACGUGCAUUUUGAUGGAGCUCAUUGUGGGUUUUCAUAGCGCACAUUUGUAUGCGAAAGGACAUAGUUUCUCGUUUAAAAGAAGUGGUUUAUAUUUAUCCUUAUUAAAACGUAGGUUAAGUCGUUCUUGCUUUCACCCUUGCUGUAUCUGUAUAUAUACUCACGUAAUCUUUUAGUAGUGUUUUGCAAUGGUUUUACAAUAUCAUGCAUGUUUUCUAUGGAGCCAAUCUGAGCCUGAAAGGACCAAGUAUUAAAAUUUGUGAAACUUCUGAUAUUUAUAACCACCAUUUAGAUAAACCAUGUGCCGAAGUAGCCACGUUAUUUAUAUGUCACAGUUUUACUGAAAAUAUUGACGUGGGUUCCAAAUCACAAUUUCAUUCCUGGGUAAAUAUGCAAGGUAAAAUAUAAUAUUGUAUCUCAUAAUAAUCAAUUACAAUAUAUUCCUGAUUUUUUCGGAUUUCUUCAGGCUUUGUGAUUUUACCACAUGGCUUAAAUUUAAGCAUUUUUUCUUUGAGGUCAGAAUAAAAAAAGCUAUUUCGAGAUAUUUGAAUAUAUCAAUAUUAAUUACGUUUAUAUGUUUCAUAAAGUGUACAUUCGUGUUAUAUUAAUUAAGAACUAUGAAAUAAUCUAGAUUCUAGAUGUAAAAUGUGACAACAGUCUGUGAUACAGAACAUCAAUAUAUAACUAAAAACGCAA